This is a messenger RNA of Staurois parvus, 314 nucleotides long. The record is from the annotation of a GenBank genome assembly. NCBI's taxonomy places the organism in Eukaryota, Metazoa, Chordata, Amphibia, Anura, Ranidae.
AUGGCAGACAACAGUUUUGGUGCGUGCAUGGAACAGCAUGUGGUGGUGAAGUUUCUUGUGAACGAAGGCAUAAAACCUGCAGAUGUCUACAGAAGACUUCAAGCACAGUACAGUGAAGAGAUUUCAACGGUGUAAAUGUUUCAAAGGUGGCUGUACAUCCAUCAGUGAUGAUCCUGGCCAUGGUGGUUCCCAGCCCACAGCAGUCAUUCCUGUGAACAUUUAGCGCGUGGAACACCUUAAGUAAGGGCAGAUGAUUCAUAUAGCAUUUACUAUAGUACCUUGCCAUCGGGCAAGUGUACUUAGCUGAGAAAGAU